UGGAGAGAGCUAAGCAGCCUUUUCACAGGGACACAGAACUUGGUAUCAUUGCCUGAUUGCUGCCGUUGGCAGAAUUUUGUAACCACGGGUGUGGAUACCACUCAGAACAUCAUUAUCGUCGAGCAGGAAUUUGAAAUUAUCUACCAGAAAGAUGUCAAUUGGGAAAAUUAUUCGCCAGCUGACUCUGGUGUUGGAGUCGGCCGGUCUGGAAGCGAACGUGACGAUGGAAGUCAUCCUGAUGAUUGCCAACCUGCAGACGCUAGGAGUGCCCAUCAGUUUGUCCUCUAUCCCUGGCACAGUCUCAGCAGCUUUCGGAAUUGUCCUCAUUCCUGGUCUUGGGAUUUUCAUGGACCGCCUGGCGUCAUCAACUCCUUCCAAAGCGCGGAUUUUAGUCUUUGUGACUUGUUUACAGCUUUUAGGAGUCCUCUGUGUUUUCUUUGGCAAUUUAAUAAAAUUAAUAGAGCCUGACGAAGGUUCAGGGACAUACAACAUGUCUGAUAUCUUCAACUCGUCUGUUGUUGAGAGUCAGGUGGGCGAGGCGGACAGCGUUACCGAAAGAGCAGCAUUGGCCACGAACUCACCACAGAACGAUACCAGACCGUGGGUGUCCAUGGGUACUGCGGUGCAGGAGGAGGGGAUCCCGUACUACGCCAUCAUGGUCAUGGUUGGGUUUGCCUGUGUUGACUGUGGAUACGACGCCAGCAGCUGCUUCCUCAAGACAUUCGCUCUGGCGUGCACUCCAUCAGAAGAUCAUUCCAGCAUUAUUAUCAAAAGUGUUCUUGUCUCCUCUUUUGGUCAGAAAGUGACGAAAGGACCCCGAUCACAAAAGCAACUGUCGAGGAGGAUUUGGGAGUUUCGUCCGUUAAGCUGUCCCAGAGUGCGUCAGGAAAGUUUGCAAGUCCUCAGAAAACAAAGUCUUCGUUCGUGAAGAAAACAGCGACCAUUGAUACACUUUCAAUCCCAGAAUAUCAGAAGGGAGUCUUUGGCUUCAUGAAGCGGCAUAAAAAACAAAUUUUCAUCAACAUAUCUACCUUUUUCUGGCUAGGAGCUUUGUACUCAUUUGAAGUCUACGUCCCGAAUUUUGUUGGUGUUUCUGUGUACGGCGGUGACCCAACAGCACGUGUCGGCACAGACCUGUAUGGCCGGUAUUUGAAGGGGAUCGAGGCUGGGGCCACAGGAAGUCUCAUUUACUACGUUUCUUUUACAGUGGUCACACUUUUCUUGGAGGUUGCUUUGAAAAAAAUAGGUAUUAGACCAAUCAUGGUGGUUAGUACUCUGGUCCUUGUUGCUCUGAGCUUGGGUGUGGCCAUCUCAGCAAAUAUCUGGCUCUUUUAUGUCACGUCCGUGUGGAUGGGCAUCUACAGGUCAGCUGUGAUCACUGUGCCAUAUGUUCUGGCCAACAAGUUUGCUUAUGAACAGAAUGGCGAGAACGCCUCCGGAGUGGCCAUCUCUAUUGUAGCAGCCAUGCUCCCUCUUGGCUUCACACUCUGCUCUGGCCUCAUGGGACCCCUCAUCAGCGCUACUGGUAACGCAGGGGCCCCCGUCUACUACACAGCAGUCAACGCUUUCUUGGGGACCGUUAGCUUCGCUUUCCUCAAGUUUGACGUUCCUGGCUAACCUAUGGCAUGGGUAUAGCUAUAGACCGUUGGUUAAAAAAACAAACAAACAAACAUCCUUUCCCUCAACCCCCCUCCCCCCCCCAACAAACCCAAAACAAUAACCCCCUAAAAAGCCCAACAAAAAAAGGACAAAAGCCAAACUGCUUUUUAAAGAAUACCUUUUGAUUUCAUUGGAGUUGGACUUUGAGAUUUUAAAACUCCAUUGAUCCACUCCAUUGUAUUCUCGUAGGGAAUAGCAUGUCCAUUUUCUUAUUAACGGGGUAAAAUUCUCUGGUCUUUGCAUGCGGGUCUAAAUGUUGGAUGACCAACAUUUCCUAAAGCCGGUAAAUGGAGACCACUGUACACUAAGGUCUCACCACGUUUCUUUGAUGUUAGCCUACAAUGGGUGAAAAUAUAACAGGGGAAAUUACAGUAUACACAUAGAACACCAAAAUGUUGACCUAUUAACAUCAACUUCAUACUGAAAUGCUUACCGAGGAAAAACGGCCCAACAGACGGGUGAGCACUUUUUGAGACUCAUUUUAGGACUUGAAGAUGUCUUCUUUUUUUAAUUUUUUAAAUUUCAAAUGUUAUUCAUG
Molecule: messenger RNA, 2197 nt
Organism: Aplysia californica (California sea hare)
Lineage: Eukaryota; Metazoa; Mollusca; Gastropoda; Aplysiida; Aplysiidae
Product: membrane-associated transporter protein
Cellular component (GO): membrane
Molecular function (GO): sucrose:proton symporter activity
Source: RefSeq, a predicted model, not a curated record